Otolemur garnettii (small-eared galago) is the source of this 2160-nucleotide messenger RNA. RefSeq names its product PDZ domain containing 1 (gene PDZK1). The transcript is spliced from 9 exons. Gene Ontology annotation, molecular function: protein-membrane adaptor activity; signaling receptor binding. Lineage: Eukaryota; Metazoa; Chordata; Mammalia; Primates; Galagidae. Bases 212 to 1768 code for a protein of 518 amino acids. The record is from RefSeq and is a predicted model, not a curated record. Gene Ontology annotation, cellular component: apical plasma membrane. Gene Ontology annotation, biological process: protein localization to plasma membrane.
GGGUUGCUGAGGGUUUGUCAGGUUUCCAGCUCAGGGCCCAGCCAGCUGGCAGCAAGCAGGACAGAGGUCACUUGAACUCACAUCCCUGUUAAAUACAUCAGCUUUUAAAUCAAUCUUUGUUCAAAGUCCAGUGAGUUCCAAGACCAGUGCUCGCCAACAGAGACAAGGUCCCCAGUGAACAGAGCAGCUUCUCUUCCUUCCUGAUACAGAAAUGGCUUCCACCUUCAACCCCCGAGAAUGUAAACUAUCUAAACAAGAUGAACAAAGCUAUGGCUUCUUCCUGAGAAUUGAGAAGGACACCGAUGGCCACCUGGUUCGAGUGAUUGAGAAGGGGAGCCCAGCAGAGAAGGGUGGCCUCCAGGAUGGAGACAGAGUUCUUAGGAUCAAUGGUGUUUUUGUGGACAAGGAGGAACAUAUGCAGGUCGUGGAUCUGGUCAGAAAGAGUGGGAAUUCAGUGACUUUACUAGUUCUGGAUGGGGAUUCCUAUGAGAAAGCAAUGAAGAUGAAGGUGGACUUAAGAGAGUUGGGUCAAAGUCAGAAGGAGCAAGGUUUGAAUGAUAAGAAACUGUCUCCUGUGAUGAAUGGGCGAGUGGAGACUUGGACCCAGCCCCGGCUCUGCUACCUCGUGAAGGAGGGGAACAGCUAUGGCUUCUCUCUAAAGACCGUCCAAGGUAAAAAGGGUGUAUACCUGACUGAUAUCACACCUCAAGGUGUGGCCAUGAAAGCUGGGGUGCUGGCUGAUGACCACGUGAUUGAAGUGAAUGGGGAGAAUGUAGAAGACGCCAGCCACGAGGAAGUGGUUCAGAAGGUUAAGAAGUCGGGAAGCCAUGUCAUGUUCCUGCUGGUGGACAAAGAGACCCACAAACGCCACAGUGAGCAGAAGAUACAAUUCAAAAGAGAAAUCGCCAGUUUGAAACUGUUACCCCACCAGCCCCGAGUUGUGGAGAUGAAGAAGGGAACCAAUGGCUAUGGUUUCUAUCUGAGUGCCAGUCCAGAGCAGAAAGGUCAAAUCAUCAAGAACAUAGAUUCUGGAAGUCCAGCAGAAGAGGCUGGCUUGAAGAACAAUGACCUGGUAAUUGCUGUCAACGGCGAGUCUGUGGAAACUAUGGAUCAUGAUGGUGUUGUGGAAAUGAUUAAGAAGGGUGGAGAUCAGACUUCAUUGCUGGUAGUAGACAAAGAGACGGACAACAUAUAUAAACUGGCUCGUUUUUCUCCAUUUCUUUACUAUCAAAGUCAAGAACUGCCUAAUGGCUCGGUCAAGGAGGAUCCAGCUCCUAGUCCUGUUUCCCAGGAGGCCUCAAGUCCAGAUACUACUGAGGAAGUAGAUUAUAAGCCUAAACUCUGCAGGCUGGUUAAAGGUGAAAAUGGCUAUGGCUUUCACUUAAAUGCCAUUCGGGGUCUGCCAGGCUCAUUCGUCAAAGAGGUGCGGAAGGACAGCCCUGCCGACCUGGCUGGGCUGGAAGACGAGGACAUCAUCAUUGAAGUGAACGGCGUGAAUGUGAUGGAUGAACCCUAUGAAACGGUGGUGGACAGAAUCCAGAGCAGUGGGAAGAAUGUCACACUGUUAGUCUGUGGAAAGAAGGCUUAUGACUAUUUUCAAGCUAAGAAAAUCCCUAUUGUCUCCUCCAUGGUCGAGCCACUGGAUGCCCCCCCAGAUUCUAAAGAAGGAACAUUAGCGGUGCCAGAGCAGGACGUGCAUGUGGCGAAAGAUCGAGCCCACAGCACAGCCUCACAUUCUUCUUCCAAUUCUGAAGAUACAGAGAUGUGAAGAGAUCAAAUAAUGGCUUUGGCUGAUAGCCGUUUCUGGGUAUUUAGACAAGGAAUGAGUUGCCACCUGUUUGCUGUCAGAGGGUAAAACUUGUCUGGAAACCAUUCAUCAUGUGAUUGUCUUCUGUUAUUGCUUAGGGGUGGGUGGCUGUUGCAGGUGGUUUAUGGUCGACUUAGGAAGAGCUAAGGCAGGAGCCAGAUUCUUUUUUUGUGAUCUCUUCCAAGGUUCAACUUUAUGUUUCUCUGUAUGAUGAGGCUCCUUGAACACCAAAGAUGAUUUGUAAAUCUGUAUAUGUGAGAGUUGCUAAUUAAAGUAUCUGAGCAGAUAAAUCUCUUAAAAUGAUGCUUUUGUAACAAUGUUGUGGUUGCUAGAAUAAAUAACAUUAAAAAUGC